CCGGUAACUUGAAAGGUAUUCAAUUCAUACGUCAAAAUUUGCAUAAUACAAGGUCCUGAAAGUUCAAAACUUUCUAAAACCUGAGUUCAUUUGUAAAUUCUCACAUGGCGACAAAGUUUUAGCAACAUGAUCACAGCCUGCAAUCAUCAUCACCUCUCAUUUUCCUCUUCUUUCUGGCAAGCACUCGUUUUCUCUGUUGAUGUAGCCAUAGGUCUCCCAAUAAAUAUUCCUUUUGUUAUAACCUCGGAGAAGGUAACCCAAUCCAUUCCGAUCAAUAAAGAAAUGGAGACGGAGAGAAAACUGCCGCCGAACAUCAACAACCUGCCGGAAGAUUGCCUGGCGGAAGUCCUGUCCCACACCGGGCCCGUGGAGUCGUGCAGGCUGGCCACCGUCUCGCCGGCGUUCAACUCUGCCUCCCAAUCCUCCGCCGUCUGGAACAAGUUUCUUCCGCCGGAUUACCGCCGUAUCCUCACCCGCUCUUCCUCUGACGCCGCCGCCGCCGGCCGUGAUUCCCUUUCGAAGAAGCAGCUCUUCUUCGCCCUCUGCCAGCACCCUGUCCUGAUCGACAACGGCAGCAAGAGUUUCUCGCUGGACAAACGGACGGGGAAGAAGUGCUUCAUGCUGUCGGCGAGAGAGCUCCGAAUCGUUUGGGGCGACACUCCGCUCUACUGGCGGUGGAAUUCCGAUCACCCCAAUUCCAGAUUCGGUGAAGUGGCCGAGCUGCUGGACGUUUGCUGGUUCGAGAUAAGGGGCAAGAUCGAGACCCAAAUGCUAUCUCCGUCGACCCAAUACGCGGCGUACCUAGUGUUCAAGUACUUCCCGGAGAGGAAUUCCGGCGGAGGGUUCCACCGGCAGGGUUUCACGGCGACGGUGGGAGCGACGGGGAGCGAGGAGGUGAGCAAAAGGACGGUGGGGUUGGAGAUAGGAACAGGGGAUCGGAGGAGGCAUUUUGGGAGGCCGAAGGGAAAGGAGGAGCUGCCUAAUGAGAGAAGAGAUGGAUGGAUUGAAGCAGAGCUUGGAGAGUUCUUUGUGGGGGAUGAAGGGGAAGAAGAAGAAGUGGAGAUGAGAUUGAAGGAGGUAGUGGCUGGUCCAAAAUCAGGGAUGGUGGUUCUUGGCAUGGAAAUCAGGCCCAAGCAUUAGCGCCACUACGGUACUCUUUUAAGUUCUAAUAUUGAAACUAUAUGUUCAUAUGUAAAUUUGAUUUUGGCUCUUAAACAUUUGGUGUCUCUUUGUAAAUCGUGAUAAAGGUUUUUCUCUUCUUAUUUCGAUUGAUGUUUCUGGCUCCCAAGCUCUAUUUGUAUAAAAAUUAUUAGAUGAUUUCGAAUCAAAAUCUGAAAAAAUGAUCUUAUAUUCUUAUUGGUACAGUGAUGAUAUCAAAAUGUUGGUUCAUGUCAUUUGGGAUUAUCCAUUUGUAUACUUUGUCUAGUAGAUAGAGUUUAUGUAAGAAUGAUAUUUUAUUUUAUUAAUUUACAUAAUUAAAUGUUCCC
This is a messenger RNA of Linum tenue, 1487 nucleotides long. Lineage: Eukaryota; Viridiplantae; Streptophyta; Magnoliopsida; Malpighiales; Linaceae. The record is from the annotation of a GenBank genome assembly.